UCCAUGUUUUUACAUUUUCUAAUGUGUAGUGUCUAUUUUUACUUAGCAGUAGAUGUGUUGGCACUGGUAUAAUAUAUUGGCACUGGUAUUCUUGUAGUUUUUGUACAUGUACUUGCAGUUUUGCACUGUACAUGUAGCAUAUAUUUUACGUUAUUUUUACUGGGGCUUUCUGAACAUGGGCAGUGACUGUCUUUUGGGACUUAAAAAUUGUAGCACCUACCUAGAAAAAUGUUAGUCUGGUGCCGCGUCAACAUAGUCGUUGAGACUUUGUGUUUUUGAGAUAGAAUUUUUACCAUUUUACAAUUUAGGACUUACUAGGCCUUAGGCCUAUUGACUGCACUGUUUUAUUAUAGUUACUAACACUGUAUAGCAGUUGUGUGUCAUGAUCAUUUUGCUCAAUUUUAAGUUUAAGUGCCUCAUACUAAAUUAAAACAAUUAAAUUAAAUCACUAGGACAUGUUAUAGUACACAAAAACAUUCAGCUGUUUUCAUAACCCCAGCACUUGAGAAAACUCUUCUUAAUGUAUUUACAUUUUUGUAACUAGUAAAACAUUCUGAGUAGAAAAUUUAGUAUCAGUUAUGUUUUAUUCAUUUUUCACACAGAUAAUGCAAUAGAUAUAGAAGCCUUGGAGCUGUUAAGAGAAGAGGACAUUACACCGCUAAUUCCAAAAGUUGGGUUGCGAGUUAAGUUCUUGGCAAAGUGGAAAAAGCAAUUUGGACCUCGGGUAACAGCAAUACCAAUUCAGCUACCAAGGGAUAUGCUUGACUUUGGACCGGAAACGGCUUCUUUUGAUUGUCAGUCAAUGCUGAGUUCCAGUUCGGACUUCAGUGAAGUUGCACCUGUGUUAGGCACACCAGUAACAGGGGAUGUUUCCAGUGCAGCCUCUUUGUCAGACUCGGACAGUUGGGCUUCUUUUCCAUUGUCACAGAUGUCACCCCCACCCAUGAAAAGACAGAAGAGACUUUUGUUUGAUACCAAGAAGAUUCUUAGUGAAUCUCCAGAAGGAAAGAGUGUCACUCGGAGCAUCGAGCAAUCUGGAUUCUUGACGAAAAAAGUCAGGCAUCAACUAGUCAGGAUAUUAGUGAGCUACUUGAUUUCCCAUCAUGGAAAAAACCCUGGUGCAUUUGAAAAGAGUGCUCUGGCUGAGAGUGUGAUUGCUGCAUUCCCAAGCCUGAAAGACCCUCAAGGAAUCACAGGAUAUGAAGCCUUUUACACUAAAGGAUCCAAAGGAUGCCCUGCAGGUGGUUAUCUUGAAGAACACUUGCGUUAUGUGAGGAAAAAUAUGAUAAGAAAGGAGGAAGUUGGAGAGCAUCAAGGAAGGAAGGAGGAAGUUGGAAAGCAUCAAGUUAAUGCAAGUGCAGCAACUCCUGAUGAACCCGAUGAGAAGCAAGAGACAGCCGAAGAUGUACUUGCAAAGGUUCAGUGGCUAAAGGACAACUGUGCACCUACUACCAAAGUCAAAGAGUACAUGUCAUUGACAUCAAAGCACAGGGCAGAAUGGGUGAAAGAUAGGGAAGAACUGUUGCAGAAAUCUUGGAGGAGUUCCCCAGGCUGCUUGAUUGAGCAAGACUUCCAGCUGAUGUACCCAAAAGUUGCUGACAGACUGACUGACAAAUGGGGCGGCUUGUCGGACUCACUGAUAGAUUAUGCCACACAGAUGUUUCCUCUUUGGAAGGAUGUGUUAGGUCUUGAUGCCAGUACUGAUGUAAAGAAACUGACAGAAGAUGAGAAGAUCAACCUGUCAUUCUUUGUCAUUCCAAUGAUAUUUGAUGGCUGCGACAAAAAGAAAACUGGUGGCAGAUUUGGGCCAAAGGAAACAAUGAAAGCCUUUAUUGAUGUACAACUGGCACUGCCUCUUCCCAGGUUUAUCGUUACUUGGAUGUGA
Asterias rubens (European starfish) is the source of this 1885-nucleotide messenger RNA. RefSeq lists its product as uncharacterized. Lineage: Eukaryota; Metazoa; Echinodermata; Asteroidea; Forcipulatida; Asteriidae. Bases 758 to 1885 code for a protein of 375 amino acids. The record is from RefSeq and is a predicted model, not a curated record. The transcript has 9 exons.